AUGAUGAUCGUUGCCACCGACUACUUUACUAAAUGGAUUGAGGCUGAAACUCUAUCCUCUACUAAAAAAGCCGAUAUGGAGCAAUUCAUCUGGAGAAACAUCAUCUGCCGGUUUGGCAGCCUACAGUCUCUGGUUACCGACAAUGGCUCACAGUUCAUUGGCAAGCAUAUCACCGCAAAACAGUCACCCAUAAGAAGCGUCCUAAGGGAGAUGCAUGGCGACGACCAGAAGCGUCCUUCGAGAGACACAGUCCGUAAAGCAGCGUCUUAA
Prunus armeniaca (apricot) is the source of this 270-nucleotide messenger RNA. Lineage: Eukaryota; Viridiplantae; Streptophyta; Magnoliopsida; Rosales; Rosaceae. The record is from the annotation of a GenBank genome assembly.